AUGGAGAAAGCUAUCGCCCACUUUAAGAGAGCCCAUCCGACACGGAUUAAUUUGGUGCGCAUUAUAGUUGUCGACAAAGAUCUGAACGAAAUUCGUGUCCUUGAAGCUCACUUCCCAGAGGCCCGCAUCUUGAUCUGUCACUUCCAUGUUAUCAAGUAUCUGAAGGAAAUGCGAUCGAAAUCUGAUUUUGGGAAGAUUUCUGCUGACGACGCGAGCCAAGUCGACGCAGCAAUCCACAAAAUGGUGUAUGCUGCUUCGGAAGAAGACUACAAGGCUACGCACAAAACACUGAAGGGCUUGUGUGAAAGAAUCGGUCUGACGGGGUUUUUCGAGUACUUCGAGAAAAAUUGGGAUUCAUGCCAAGAUCGUUGGGUGAUGUAUCGACGCGCAGAUCUGCCACACUUUAACAACCAUACCAAUAAUCGCCUUGAAAGCUUUUAUGGAAAGUUCAAGGAUGGAGUAGACAGCUCCCUGAGUAUGUCUAUGUGCGUGAAAGCUUUGGUCGCGUAUGACCGUCGAAUGCAGAACGAAUAUCGGUAUCGGCUAUCUCGAAUUGGCCAGUUCGUGAACAGCAACUAUGACGAAGAGAUGUCCAAUGUGCUUCGCUUUACUACCCACUAUGUAGCCAAGCAGAUUGAACAGCAGUACGCUCGUGCAUUGGACAAUGUUUCAAAUUACACGUUUCGUAAAGAUCACGGCGACCCGAGUCUAGUUGUCGUGUACGGCACCUCUUCUGAGUUUAGGCUUAGAACGGACGAGUGGAGAUGUGAUUGUGGGUUCUCGUUAUCAAUGCGCCUUCCGUGUCGCCACACUAUUGCGUAUCGCAAGAGCGAAAAUUUAGCUGGCCCGCUAAUUCCCUGGAGCCGUAUCGACAAGAGGGCCACACAUCUGAUCGCAACUGAGAUGGCAGAUAUUGAUGAUGAAAGCGAGUUUGAGGAGAUGCUGCAGUUCGUGCUAAACCAAUGGCGCAACGUACGCCAGCGUAAAAUCGCCGGUUUUGAGCAAUUGUGCGUUGAUGCGGUUUCCAGUCAUCACGUUCACCACCACCAAAACGCAAUAGAUGAGGAUGCGGAAGCCAAACGCGAAUUCGAAAUUAGUUCAAGCGAAGAAUCCGAUCAGUGUCUAGAAGUGGAGAAUAGGUCAUCGAGUUGUGAUGUGACUGGAUUUAGCUCUGUGCACGUACGACUUAAUCCCAAGGCCAGGAAGGUAGGGGCGCCACGAAAACUAAAAUCCACAACGGCUGCUGGAGCGAAACGUGAUCGAAAAUGGUUCGAAGCCGCUGAAGCGGGGCGUAAGUGUGCAGGAGAAGUUACAUUAGUGGGGUUGCUGUCUGCGCUGGAUCGUGAGCGCCCAACUCUUGUAGAAACUCAGCGGCUCAAUGCAUUUGGGGUAGACGUCGUGCUGCUGCCGUUGAAUUUUCCGAAGGCACACUGGUGCUGUGUGAUUAUCAAGGUGACGGAGAAGUGUAUACUUUACUACGACCCGCUGAACCAAGUUUCUUUCAUGAAUACAGCGAAAGCUGUUGCCACGCAGCUGAAAAUUCGAGGCCUGCAAGAUUACACUGUCCUCGCUCAGUGUAGGCCAAUCCAAUUUGACACGUUUAGCUGUGGUGUAUACGUCUGCUGGAUGUUUAUCCACCAGGUCGUCGGUGGGAGACAACUGGACAUGAGCAACACCUCUCUGACAAGACGCCGAUUCGAGUUGUUCUACUAUUUGCUAUCCGGUCAACUUCUACCUCUGCAGGAUUUAAUGAUACCGGAUCGCAUGGAACACGACGACACCGAGGAAAAGCUACCCCCACCGUCCGAACAUGCCUACAUCGAUGACGAGGAACUUCAGCCGUCAGAGCUCGCGCAAAAGUUAGUGCCAUGA
Molecule: messenger RNA, 1872 nt
Organism: Phytophthora sojae
Lineage: Eukaryota; Oomycota; Peronosporomycetes; Peronosporales; Peronosporaceae
Exons: 3
Coding region: 1-1872 (623 amino acids)
Biological process (GO): proteolysis
Molecular function (GO): cysteine-type peptidase activity; zinc ion binding
Source: RefSeq, a predicted model, not a curated record